GCGGCGGCGGUGGCGGUGGCGGUGGUGGUGGUGGCGGCGGCGGGGCUCCCCCCACUCCCUGCCUGCCCGCCGCCGUGCCCGAUCCGCUCCUGCUGCUGGGCUGCUGCCUGCGGCCGCAGGACCCGGCCGAGCCGGGCCGAGGGGAGCGCGGGCGGCUGCUGGCGGCGGCCGAGAUGAUGGCGGAGGGCGGCGGCGGGCCGGCGCGGAGGAAGGCGCUGUCGCUGCUGGAGGCGGCCCGCUCCCGCUACGAGAGCCUGCAGAUCUCCGACGACGUCUUCGGGGAGUCGGGCCAGGACAGCAGCGGGAACCCCUUCUACAGCACUUCGGCCGACUCUCGCUCCGCCGCCUCUUCCCAGGACGAGGAGGACGACGAGGAGGACGAGGGGCGCCCGGAGGGGCCGGGCCCGCGGGGCAAGGCGGCCCGGCGCCGCGCCCUCAGGGCGGCGGCCACCCCGGCGGAGCGGCGGCGGCAGCGGCAGGUCAGCGGCGGCGGCAGCGCCGUCCCGGGCGGCCCCGGCCCUAUGGAGGAGGAGGAGGAGGAAGCGGAGAAGGGGGGCUGGACCCGGUCGCUGCGAGACGUCCCACCCCCUCACUUCAAGGAUGGCAGCGGUCCAACACGAAAAAUGCCCCUGACUGCCAGUGCCAUGGACUUUUUUCAGCUCUUUGUCCCUGACAACGUACUAAAGAAUAUGGUGGUCCAAACCAACAUGUAUGCCAAGAAGUACCAGGAGAGGUUUGGUAGUGACGAUGCCUGGAUUGACGUCACCUUGACGGAAAUGAAGGCCUUCUUAGGCUACAUGAUAUCAACCAGCAUCCACCACUGUGAGUCCGUUCUCAGCAUCUGGAGCAGCGGCUUCUACAGCAACAAGAGCAUUGCACUUAUCAUGACACAAUCACGGUUUGAGAAGAUCCUGAAGUACUUCCACAUUGUGGCCUUCCGCUCGAGCCAGACAACGCAUGGCCUCUACAAAAUCCAGCCUUUUCUGGAUUCUCUGCAGAAUGGCUUUGACUCCGCUUUCAGACCUUCGCAAGCCCAGGUACUACAUGAGCCCCUGAUUGACGAAGAUCCUGUUUUCAUUGCCACAUGCACAGAGAGGGAGCUGCGCAAGAGGAAAAAGAGGAAAUUCAGUCUCUGGGUUCGGCAGUGCUCAUCCACCGGUUUCAUCUGCCAGAUUUAUGUCCACCUCAAAGAAGGGAGCGGUGCUGACGGGCUGGAUGCUUUGAAGAACAAACCGCAGCUUCACAGUAUGGUGGCCAAAAGCCUUUGUCAGAACGCCUCUGGGAAGAACUACAUCAUCUUCACUGGCCCAAGCAUUACCAGCCUGAAUCUCUUUGAAGAAUUUGAGAAGCAAGAGAUUUACUGCUGUGGGUUGCUGAGCACCAGGAAGAGUGACUGCACAGGCCUACCUCCAUCCAUGCUGAACAACCCUGAAACUCCCCAGUCCAGAGGACAGUACAGAAUAAGAAUGAAGGGAAACAUGUCCUUGAUCUGCUGGUACAAUAAAGGGCACUUUCGUUUUCUGACCAAUGCCUAUUCACCGGUUCAACAAGGAGUUAUAAUUAAGAGAAAAAGCGGAGAAAUUCCAUGCCCGUUGGCAGUUGAAGCCUUUGCUGCUCACCUUAGCUAUAUCUGCAAAUAUGAUGACAAAUACAGCAAGUAUUUCAUUUCUCACAAACCAAACAAGACCUGGCAACAAGUAUUCUGGUUUGCCAUCAGCAUCGCUAUAAACAAUGCCUACAUCCUCUACAAAAUGUCAGAGGCCUACCAUGUGACAAGGUAUAGCCGCGCACAGUUUGGUGAAAGACUUGUAAAGGAGCUUCUGGGCUUGGAAGACACCUCACCCUCCCAUUGAUGCAUUGUUCUUGGUGGCAUAGGCAGGGGGUGGAUGGUAAGCAGAAGAUGAUACCACACCUGGAACGGCAAAGCAAGGAACUUGUGACACCACCAGUGCUGUCCUUAUCCAAAAAUGCCAAGUGAUGCCACUAGAGAGGUGGAAACUUUGUUCCUAGUAGCAGCUGGAUGUAUACAUGUCCUGCAGAAAGUGCCACUGGAAAAGCUGACACAGAAUUGCAUAUGUGAAUGCCCUGUGGGAAUCUGUACACCAGAAACAGACUCAAGUUAGUCGUCAUCUCAAUACUAUUUGUUCAACAGGGUCAUCUUGUAAAGUUCUUCUUGGGCUAAGAGCUUGUCAUAAGCUGACGUAGCUCAGCAGUCCUAGGCAGGUGUUACAGAAAACUCUGUACCUUACUUGGAGUUAUUCAAUCCUGGGACAAACAACGUAAGUCUACACCGUGGGCUGUGGGUGAGAGUGCCUGCCAUCCUGUACGGCCUCGCUGCUGUCCUCCCAGUGUGCUAAACGAAGCAGUUCAGAUACACGAACACUGAAGCAAGCGUAUUGACAAACAAAACCUUUGCAGGCAGGCAGCCAGGAACUGAGGACCAGUUAAGACUUUUUCUUUCUGUCUUUUUUUUUCUUUUCUUUGUUUUUAUUAAUGUAAUGUAAAGCAAUUUGAUCCCAGUUAGAACACAGCAAAAUUAGGAGAAACCAAAUACAUUAGUGAAUUUAAAAUGGAAAUAUAUUACAUUGAUUUUCUUUUUUAACCAGGACAAAACAUUUUAUACGCAAACAAACAGUGAAUAAUGCUGUAAAUAUUAACAGUGAGUAAACCAGUAAGUAAUACUGCCUCACUUCUUAACUGCCACAGUCAGUGUACAGGUGAGAAAUCAGAGUAUAACAAUGAUAUUUUUUUCUUGAUUUCAACUGUAUCUUAAAUGUUGCUUAAAAAUCUAAUGUAAUGGACUGUUAAGUUCUUAGGAACAACAAUUUCUUUCUUUUCCUUUUGUAACUGUCAAGACUUGUUUGGUCCAUUUUAGAACUUCAUUUGGCACACAGUUGGCAGGAAAAAAAUAAGUCACUAAUAGCAGUGUGUUUCCCAUUAUCACUGCAGGGUGUUCUAUAGGAAUUCUUCUUGUUAGAGUUCGGGGCUUGUCACAGUAGUUGUAAUUAAGCAGAUUACAUGUUUAGCAAAAUAACAUAGCAUUCUGUUUUACAACAAGAAAGAAGUCCAGUUGCAACCAGCCCUUAAACCUCACAAAAACAGAGCAAGCCCAAAGAGUUCUCCUGUUCUGAGUAACAUUGUAGGGGCCAAGCAUCAUCACUGAGCUGGUGCCCAUGGCUGAAAUGCCAUGUUUUGGUGCUGGUGGAAUCUGAAGGUCGCUGAAGCUUUGGAAAACAAUGCCGAGAGAGAGAGGUAUGAUUGAAACAGGGGAGAAUCAACACUGAGGUAAAAUACUACCCUGCCCUCUAUACAUUAUUGAUUUCAGUCCACAACUCAAUCAGCAAAACCCUCUAUAUUCUAAAGGUUAGCAGUGAUGGACACAAGCAGAAUUGCAUUAACUUACAGGGCAGAAACCAUCUUGCUUAGAGGACCAGCUGGUUUUAGGUCCCCAAGCCUGAAAAGUUUUACCUAAGAAUGACUUAGGUUGAUUGAUUCAAGAGGAAUGGAGUGAUUGAUUGAUUGAUUUCUUUACCAGUGUAAACCUCACCAGGUUAUAGGUGUCUGUCUGGCAAGAGGCAACAGAGGCUAACCAAUACAAAUUUGAGAACUCCGCAGAUUUCAUCAUUAUGUGAUAUGCAAAUGCAUAGCAUGUAAAUCACACCAGAGGAAGAAUCCAGCAGAGGUUAGUAAAUUACUGACUAGCCCAAAGAGCAUCCUUGCACUGCCAUCUUUCUAUUUCCACCAAAGUCUUACUUUUUUGGCGUAGACUUAGAGGCAGAUCUCACCUGCUUGCAGGGAGAGUAAGGGGACAGCCAACUUCAUACCUUUCUCUCUCUGGGCAUUGUUUCCCCCAUGGCCUGCUCUGCCUGCCAGCUGCACAGUGUACAGCAGUGGGUUUCCUAAGCAUCCCUUUUCACUUCUCAGGCCACAAGGUCUCCACCCAGGAAACGUGGGAGAAAGGACAUAACCUUGUGCACCGAGACCUCCUAGCUUCAAAAGGAAGGAGAGUUUGUACCACUCUAGUCCUUGGCAAUGCCAAGCUGCAUAGGAGCCCAAGGAUGAGUUCAAAACUUCUUGGCACUGCAGAGAAUGGAGACCACCCCUUUUCAGACUGAGCAUGUGGGGUAGCUGGGCCUUGUCAGUCUUGUAAGUAUUCAAAGGGGGAGAGGAGCUAGCAUGAGGCAUGAAAAACAAAUGUUCUGCAAUAUAAGCCCACAGUUUCCUUUUUUUAGGGAAUUCCACAGAGGUACCUGAAGGCAUAUGGCGUUCUUAUUGCUCCCUGCUUCAGACAAUGCCAGCCUAUAUUGCAAUAGGAAGAGUAGCUACAAGUUCAUUACAUCCUGUGAAUUUAUACAGUAGUCAAAAUUGGGGCAGAAAGGAAAGGUCUGGCUGGAACUUUGCUGAUGGGAUGGCUUGAAUGAAGAGUAGCUGCUGGGAGCCCAGCUUCCUUGCAUUGCCCUGCAGUGGUGGAGCAUUUGCAAGGUGCACAUACCCCCAGCAGGGAUGGGGAGGUUUGCAGGACCUCCUCGGAGCCACUUGGCUCUUCUGAGGAGUGAGCACAGCACUCUCCAGCUCUGUCGUAGCCCCCCGAGAUAGAUCUGGAGUCCUUGGCCAAUUGUUACGUUGCUAUAUAUGCUUAAAGGCUUGGAUCUAGGCCAUCCCAUACAGAAAAUGCCUUUUCUUUUUCAGGUGACAGUAGGUCCAAGGCCUUGGAAUGUUUAAUUUUCCACUAAUGUAUGCUGUAAUUUAUAUGGAUUACUUGAGCUAAAAUCAUGAGGUCCUAGCUUUUUGCCUCAGGGACUGGGUCCUGAGUAGUUUUCCCUAGAAUUGGUAUUAACGGGGGAUUACACAGUGGCUAACUAUUACAGGGAAGAUGCUUUAGUCUCCUUCGUAAAGGAGAAAAAUGGAGACAAAAUUAUAGCUUUGCAAUGAAUUUCAUUUUCUUAGCCUUAACCAUCCCUCAUCAUUUUGAACUGGUGCCCUAAACAUGCACAAACAUUCCAUAAGUAAGCAAAAAUAUUUAUAUAUAUUUAUAUGUACAAAAAUGCCUGAAUUUUGGCUCUCGAAGCCAACAAGCAAAAGCCACCAAAGCAUAGUCUUUAUCCAUAGAUGACUAUACCACCUCAUCUUCUCCAUUUAUUGACUAGGAGUGGAUAGGUUUGGAGAAAGUUAAGAUUUCUCCUUGUUGAAAAAGCAUCUUGCACUUUCUUUAUGUUACUACAAAUGAGGCAAAGUAAUUAAGGAAGAAAUUGAAUAAUUUUUAAAAGGCAAAAGUUUGUUAACUGCAGCUCAGCUUCUGUAGCAUUUCCUUUACUGCAAACUGGCUUACUCAGAUUUGGUUCCCUACCUGCUUGUAACAUUAAGGCUUCCCCCUAGUUAAAGGGAAAAAAAAGGGGGGGGGGGUAGUCUCAAAGUAGUGCAAGGAUGCUAGUUAUAGUGUGCACGUGUGUGUUAAUUGUGCAAUGGUUUGUGAAAUGAUAGCAAGUUUGGGUUGGGGGGGGGGGGGGGUGUAGCCUUGAGACAAUCUGGGUAAGAGAUCUUAAAGUCCAGCAGUAGCUGAAGUGCAGUGGAAAUGCCAACCAGGUCACAGAGGUCACAUCUCUAAAUUUUUCCAGACAAAAAAAACCUUCUGAAAACUGAAAAUUACUUCUUUAUGGUAUGCAAACUUUGUUUCAAAGAACUGAGACCAUCAGUAGGACAUACUGACCACCUUCUAUGCACAGUACUGCUUUCAAGAAAUGUCUGUCGUGCCACGAUCCAUUCUUGGAAAACAUUUCUUUUCCCGGUGUGUAAUAGAACACUCACUAAAGCUUAGAAGUCACUGUGAAAUGGUUUCCACUGCUGUUAUCUCAGUUGAAAAAUGCUUCAAGGGCUUGCAGAAACUCUGCCACUUUUUACUUCAGUCCAUUUGUGCACUUGACACUAGGGCACAAUUUAAAGAAAUCUCAUCUCUGUUUUCCAUUUCUAUUCUUUAGCCCCAACCCUUCUACAUUUACAAGGUAGUCCGAGAAUCCCAAUUUAUAGAAGUCUCAGUGUCCCUAAUGGGUACAAUGUUGUUUUCUUCAGACAAUUUCUAGAGAGAAAUACAUUUAGCUGUUUCCAGACUGACACUAAGGACAGCAACUCAAAACAGCAUUCCCGUUCUUUACCUCCAGCUACACUUCUGUGGCUUUUUUUUUUUUUUUGGCUGAAGAGGUUUUUUCCUUCCAAAAUUUAUUUAGUAGUCUGUCUUGAGCUGGUGAGUAGUGAAAGAAGCCUCCAAUAUCUCAGUCUUACAUGUCUUAGUCCCCUAGUUCUGGAGCUGAUUUUAGUGAUGAGUGGGGUGAUGAUAAUUCUGCACAUCUGUGCUACUUUCCAUGCAAGGAUGGCAAAGUGCUUUAACAACCUUGACACUCAUGAGACCAUCAUUAGCUCCUCAAAUAGGAGCUUCCCCUUUCCUAAUCAGACACCAAGGCACAGCACAGGUAAGGGGGUGAUGAAACUGUAAAGUGGAGUUUGCACUCCUGCUGAUUUAAGUCUACGUUCUGCAUUUUCAGUGACUUAGUUCUUGUUCAAAUGCACUUUUCCAAACUAGAAAUGAAAGCAUGCUGAACGUUUUUCCACCCUGAAGUAAGGGCUGUGGGACUUUGUCAGCACAGGUUCUCUUGCUCCAUAUAGGCCGCUGUGAGUCAAAACCAAGUUGCACUGAAGGCAAGAGAAAACUGGAUAAAACAUAGCAGCCCAACCUGCCUAGAAGAGAUAAAAUGGAGAAUCUGAACCUCCACUAUAGUCCAGUAAUCAAUGUGAAAUUCAGUCAAAUAAUUACUAAGACUGACUUGAGAAAAGUCACUGAGGCUCAGAUGGAAUAUGAAGUCUUCCAUCCAUCACUAUGGAGUUUGCCAUGGCACUUUCUUGUUGCUAGAACUGAUGUAAGAUUAGUCGUUUCUAAAACAAGAGCUCAUCUCAAUCUGGUUGAGAACAUUCAAGUGUCAAAGGACUGUUAGCAACACUUUACAAAGGCAAGGAAUUCUAAGCUCAAAACAUGUAUAUAUUUGGCCUCUCAUUAACUGGGAUAUUUUGCACAGACAGAUCACGUCAUCAUCUGCUCAAAUCCAAGCCUAUCACCAGUGCUACUUGAUAUAUGUUCCUCCUUGUAACAGUUCUUCCCAAACCUACCUUUGUUUCCAGAAGCAUUAUGAACUGUAACUGGAAAAGCCCCCGUGCCAUCAUCUCACUGUUGCGGAACAGCUGAGAAUAUCUGUGCUUUGUACAAAAAGGGUCUCUUCUUUUGAGAGACAGCUCUGUGUCUUCAGAAAUCUAGCCCUGGAGAAGUUUCCUGCCCUACGCUUUCCUUUGCUUCCCUCAUUCCAUGGAUUUAGAGCACAUCCAAAUCAGCCCGCAGGUUCUUGGUCAGUCUGGAAGAGGUGACAACACAGAGUUGGCCUUUCAAUUUACUUCUAUAGUAUUACUUUGCUGAUCCUUUCUGCUAUUUCACAGAUCUCAGAUGAAACAGGGUAUUGUUUCUGAAGCCUACACUAAUUGCAGUCACUGUGACGGUGUUGCCUGCUUUGCCCCAUUAGUACUGCCCGUCAGGUUCGUACAGACCUAAAACAGGUAUCGGCAUCACCACACCCACUGCUCCCAUCGGAAUGGCUGUAACAUUUCUCAGCUCUGGAUCGCUGUCAAAGAGGGGCCUUUGACGUGGUCUGGGGAGGUUUUUUUGGUGUUUGGGGUUUUUUUUAAACCCUUCCACUCUGAUGGGUCUGGUGAACAGCUGUUAGUUAUCACGAAAAGGCCUUAAGUGGUAAAUCCCUUUUGUAUCCCUCUUAUGAAGUAAUAAUUGCUUGUAUUAGAUGUCAAGGUGGUCCACACGAUGUGUAGUGCAAAAAUCUUAUCCAUGAAAACAUCACUCUGCAAAAGUGCUCAUUUGAUGUAACUGUAACAACCCCUGAAUGUGUGGGGGACCUGGCUGAAGAACCUAGUGGGAAAGGACCAUAACCCCGUCCUGCAGGGCCAUGGUGUGCAGGACCUGACUGAAUAAACAAAGAGGGGAAAAGACAAGUGCAGUGUGGGAUCCAAGCUCCUCGAACAAACAGACUUCAUAGUCAAGCUAGUCUCAUACGUCUUACUGGGGAAGGGAAGAUGGCAGGCCCACACAGUUUGCUCCCAGCCCUGGCAACUCCAUUUCUGAAAUAAAGAAGCUGGCAAAUGCUUUCCCUCUUCAAGUAUUUACAGUGUGCUCUGGACUUCAAACAGAGCAUUUUGUCCUAUUUUCCCUAGUUACCAACAAAAAAAAAAAAACCUAGAAGUCAAAAAGCAAAGCCCAAUACACUAGGUUCAUCUGUCCAGAACCCCAACCCACUUGGUGUCAAAGUAACUUUGUGGUCUUGUUCUCCAAUUAAUCUGUGUCAAGGUGUAUGCAAAAUGUGACUGCUGAACAAUUCACAUGUCUCUAUGAAACAGAGUUACUCCUUUGAUGGAAAACAAAUCCCAGGUCUCUUGGACUUACUUUUGCAAGCUGGCUUUUUCUGCUGCUUGUAAGCCAAAUCUUUGCCUGGCAUUUCAGUACUGAAAUUAAAAAUAACUUGACCCCAUGGUCUGUCGUGAGAUUAGAGAUAGUAAAACUCAGAUUUAUGCCAGAGAUUGAUCUGAUCCCACAUAGGUGAGGCUGAUCAGCACAGUCUGAUACAAUAAGGAGUUUAAGGGGAACAGCAGGUUUAAGGAGGCAGGGGAAAGUUCAGAGGUUGGGCAUGCAGAGGGAGAGGAGCCAGGCGAUCCCUCCUAACUCUCAUGUUCCCAGCAUGUGUACCCCCCUCCCCUGCUGCCUUUGAAUUAAAAAGAAAAGGCUGAUGUUUAACACAACCAGUCUGCACAGCUGCUUUAGCAACAUAAAUCCUGCUUUAGCUACAUCACCAGCCUCACUCCAUGUCUUUCCUUAUACUAUACAUGUUCAGUAGUCACCAACCUUGGAGUCAAAGCACUGCUGCAUGUCGGCACAGCAUGGAAGCGACAGUGUGAGGAAGCGCCACAGUAAGAAACGGGAACAGUGGGGAUUAAUUUUCAUUUAUUUUCCAAUAUGUGCAACUUACAUUCCAUCAAAUGCAGCGAUGGUACCAAACGCAGCGACGGGCUUUAGCUGGCCGCGUGCUUUCGGGACGACUCCAUUGGGCUGUGCUCACAACAUCGGCGACUGCAAUUCUGUUGCAAAGUUCCAUGUUCUUUAUAAUUCUAAAGAUUUCCAUUGAAAGUGUAAAUUCCAGAGGUAAAGCAUACGCUGCAAUUGCUUUUUUUUUUUCUUUUUUUUUUUUUUUAAACUUCUCAGAGCAAUUUUGUAACAGCCAAGUCUUUCAGGAAAUGCAGGUGUGUGACCUCUUCACGGUAAGAGAUACACAACUGUGUUUCUGUGUGGGACAGGGAACUACUUUUGUGACACCAGUUUUGUUCUACACAAAGGCACGCUUGCAAUAAAUUUUUACAAGUUUUGUACACCAUGAGCUAAAUUCCGAGUUCCAAAAAUGUGAAGUGUGGCAACAAUAACAAAAUGGAUUUAUAGUAUCACUCUGAUAUCUUGUCAUGUGAUUUUAUUUCUUCAACAAAGUUUGUUUACAAUCAACAACUUUGAAAUACAGUCAGAUAUAUUA
Molecule: messenger RNA, 9620 nt
Organism: Harpia harpyja (harpy eagle)
Lineage: Eukaryota; Metazoa; Chordata; Aves; Accipitriformes; Accipitridae
Gene: PGBD5
Product: piggyBac transposable element derived 5
Exons: 7
Coding region: 174-1853 (559 amino acids)
Biological process (GO): non-replicative DNA transposition
Cellular component (GO): nucleus
Molecular function (GO): transposase activity
Source: RefSeq, a predicted model, not a curated record